GGUGUUCCUGGUGGCCGCCAUCUUUGAUGCGCGGAGUGAUUGUUUGGCGAAUAGAAGUAAUAGGAAAUAAAAAAUAAAGACAGAAAAGAAAAAGUUGGGGAAAAAAAAGCUAACAGGAUACAAGCUGAAAGAAAGAGAGAAGGAAAGGAAGGGAAAGGAAAAGCAGCAAAAGAAGGCAUGAAGAAAACAUCUUAGUCAAGUCAUGGCUGAUAAAAGAAAACUCCAAGGUGAAAUUGAUCGAUGUCUAAAAAAAGUCGCAGAAGGAGUAGAACAGUUUGAAGACAUUUGGCAAAAGCUUCACAAUGCAGCCAAUGCCAACCAAAAAGAGAAGUAUGAGGCUGACCUCAAGAAAGAGAUAAAAAAACUACAGCGCCUCCGAGACCAGAUUAAGACGUGGGUGGCCUCAAACGAGAUCAAAGACAAAAGACUGCUUGUGGACAACCGCAAACUCAUAGAGACACAAAUGGAGCGCUUUAAAAUUGUGGAGAGGGAGACAAAAACGAAAGCGUACUCCAAAGAGGGACUCGGCCUUGCUCAGAAAGUAGACCCUGCGCAAAAAGAGAAAGAGGAGGUUGGACAGUGGCUCACGACAACGAUAGACACAUUAAACAUGCAGGUGGACCAGUUUGAAAGUGAGGUGGAAUCACUCUCAGUCCAGACACGGAAAAAGAAAGGAGACAAAGAGAAGCAGGAUCGGAUAGAUGAGCUGAAGAAGUUGAUUGAGAGGCACCGCUACCACAUUCGCAUGCUGGAGACCAUUUUGCGAAUGCUAGAUAAUGACUCCGUACAGGUGGAGGCUGUCCGCAAGAUCAAGGAUGACGUGGAGUACUACAUCGAUUCUUCUCAGGAUCCUGACUUUGAGGAGAAUGAAUUCCUCUAUGAUGAUCUGGACCUGGAGGAUAUAUCCCAGCCAUUGGUUGCCACGUCGCCUCCAGCUCACAUGGAGGACGAAAUCUUCCAGCACUCCAGUUCCACGCCAACAUCCACCACGUCGUCUUCCCCAAUCCCUCCAUCCCCGGCUACUUGCACUACGAAUUCCGAGGAUGAUAAGAAGCGAGGUCGUUCCACAGAUAGUGAAUUCAGUCAGUCUCCAGUAAAGAAUGGCAAUCCAUCAUCUCUUUCCUCAUCGUCAUCAUCAUCCUCUUCGUCUUCGGGAUGCUCCUCUACCUCAGUGGUGUCUGUAGCGACCAUGGUGAGUAGCAGCAGCAGCAACUCGGGAGGUGGGGGCAGUAGCCUCUUGAGCAACAUGGGAGGUCAUGUACAAAACUCAUGUAGCUACAGCUCUGCCAUCCAGCAGCAAGUGCAGCAUGGCCAACUGCAACAUCAAUCCAAAAAUGCCAUCAACUCCCAAUCCAGCACCUUGGUCUCUGCAGCUCCUUCCAGUCUUCUCUUACCCAACCCCACGUCAACCUCUUCACCUUCCAGUAUCAGUACACCCACCAACCAAGCGCAGCCUCUGCUCACUCAAAGUCCAGCUUCCAGUUUGAGCCAUCCUAUGAGUCUGGGCCUAACUAAGAGUGGUGUGCCGACGACCAGUGGCGUUGGCCAGAUUCCCGGCCUUGGUCUUUCAGGGAUGCCGGCAUCUCGGACCAGUAUGCCAGGACCCUUGCAAGCCUCCACCCCAGCACCGUACGCCCAAGCUGCUGCAUCUGGCACUGCCAAUGCCACAAUUAAUGCCAAUGUUACAAACUCCAGUGGAAUUCCAGCAGCUGGCACAAAUGGAAACACUGCCUCAACAGGUCUCUUGGGGUCAGCACCAGGCACUACAGGCAUCAGCAGUGCGGUCUUAAGUCUGGGGACCACACAGACUGCAGGGCAGCCCUCGUCCUUGAUGACGUCCAGCCCUGUUGGAGGGGGACUGGUGCAGACGAGCAGUAUUGGCAUCAUUGGGAGUAACGGUGGAAAUUCUGCAUCAGGAAGGGAAACAGCUGUGGGGACCUCUGGACUUCCACGGCCACCUAGUGGGCAGAAACAGAACGGUGGCACAACCUAUAGUGCCGUAGUAGCAGAUAGCACAUCUGAAUCUGCCCUCAACAGUGCCAGCCAGUUACAAAACAACCAAGCCUCAACCUUAAAUUCAACAACCAAUCUGCCUAAGGACAGUGGGUCCAGCCUUCUGGGGUCUAUGACUCUUCCUACCAGUUCACCAACGCCUUCGUAUAGUGAGAGUAAACCAAGCGGGGGCAGCCUGUUGAAUGGACCUCACUCCUACACACAAGCGGCUGAUGCCAUAAAGGAGCGAUGCGAUGAGACUCCAACCAGACACGGGGCACCAGGAUGGAUCAGGCAGGUCCGAGGAGCAGAGGAGCCCCAGGAGCCACUCAGUUCCCUGAAAUCGAUGGCAGAGAGAGCAGCUCAGGGCUCGGGUUUAGAGGGAGAGCUCUCUGCGCUACAUCUCACUCGAGUAAACAAAGUUGGAGAUUGGAAUACACGCGUGUGCAAUGGUUCAGAUAUCUUCCCUAGUUCCACAACCCCAUCAGGUCCCCCUACAGCCCCCCAGUCUUCUCUUUCAGAGGUGAACAUUCCUCCAUCUCUGGGCGUCUGUCCUCUGGGUUCUGUCCCCAUCUCCAAAGAGCAGCACUACCAGCACGUUAUGCAAGAGGCCGCAUGGACGCACAUGCCCCACCCUUCAGACUCGGAGAGGAUCAGGCAGUACCUGAUGAGGAAUCCCUGUCCCACAUUGCCUUUCCAUCACCAGGUGCCACCACCACACUCUGACUGUGUGGAGUUCUACCAGAGGCUGUCCACAGAGACGCUCUUCUUCAUUUUCUACUACCUUGAGGGCACAAAAGCUCAGUAUUUGGCAGCCAAAGCCUUGAAAAAGCAAUCCUGGAGGUUCCACACAAAGUACAUGAUGUGGUUCCAGAGGCAUGAGGAACCUAAGACCAUCACUGAUGAGUUUGAGCAGGGGACAUACAUUUACUUUGACUACGAGAAGUGGGGCCAGAGGAAAAAAGAAGGAUUCACGUUUGAAUACAGGUAUCUUGAGGACCGGGACCUCCAAUGACCGACGACAAGACCUGCAGACUACUGUUGACAUUCCUGGACUGAAUCCGCACUCUUGUGUGGAUGUGUGGUGUGGCGACUCUGAUGCGAGGCUGUUUUAUGUCUCGUUGGUGCAUAUUGCCUUCGGAGUUUAUCCCAGUACCUAUAAAAUCCACUUGCCCACUACUUUUUCCACUUAACACCUAGUUUUAAUCAAUUUACUUAAAAAUCUUGACGGAGCAUUCUUGAGCCAAAGAGACACAAGCCGACAAACGUUCGUCCAGCACAGGAGACAACAAACACAAAUCAGAUUGUGUUGCUGGUACGAGUCGUAGUGCACAAGCAAAUGUUAAAUAUCUGUUCUAGCACAAUGAAUACUGAGCUUUGGGAGGCCAAAUUCAAUUGCUUAUUCUUGAAGUUGUCAUCAUUUUAAAGCUGGAUGAAAUGAACUGGCCUGCAUUUCAUAUGUCUGACCACAAUCAUAAUCAAUUAUUCCAUUCGCUUCCUCCUCCUAUCUUAAGAUUGUUUUUUGUUUUUUUUUUAAUUAAAAAUUAUGGUUGUCCACAUCCUCAUCCAUCAGUCAAGAGUUAUCUGCAGCCCACUUCAUCAGUCAAUAUCCAGCCCCUAAUUCUAACUGAAGAUCAUGACACUGCCCAGAGUGUGAGAGAGAAUUGGAAUGAAAAGCACCAGCACUAAAAAAAAAAAACAUCCUCUAACAUCAGUUUGUGUGUCUGCUCUUUCAGAAUUGGACGUGCUCCCAUUACUGAGGCUCAGGGGGGGAAAAAAAAAAGUCAUAAUAAUUAGUCUGCAUGACCACAAUAUUGUGUAUGGAUCAUACAAAACUUUGAUUUAUGAUUACUGACAAAAAAAGAAAAAAUAUUUGGUGGAUCAUUAAAAGCCCUUGGUAACUAUAAGAUUAAUUGGUACUCUGACCUGCUUUUGGACAUUCUCAAAGGAGAGAAAGAAAAAAAAAAAGACAUGUUUUUCUGAAGCAUCACUAAAGUCGCAUUAGGGACAGAAUGGCCCUGACUACUUUCACCUUAUUUGCCAGCAAUCUGCUUCCUUUCACAAAGCCUUCUUAAUUAUAAUAUUCUCCAAUGUUUGGAGUGCCACCUCAGUGAUUUAUCCCCCACCCUGGGAACUUGCCAUCUUAGAUACAACUAUCUGAAGAAAGUAGAUAAUCAGCCAUUUUUAUUUUCAUGAAACAUGAGUAUGAUACCUAUGUGACAAGUGGCCAUGUGCCCCUUCCAGGUUUUGUUACGUUUACCUUUUCUGAGCGUACUGUAUGGAAGAGAAUUAAAAUGUGAAAUAUAUAUAAUUUUUUUUUCCUAACUGGAAAAAGGUGAUGUACAGAGCAUUCUUUCAUGUCAUGUCUUUUCUCCUCCCCCCCCCCCUCCAUUUUCAAAGGAACAGCAUAAAAAAAGACGGUUGCAAAGUGGAGAGGAGUUCAAGAUCAUUACACAAGACAAUAAAAUGAAGUAAAAGAUUGUAAAAUAUUAAUAAAGAAAUUACUUUUCAA
This is a messenger RNA of Neoarius graeffei (lesser salmon catfish), 4504 nucleotides long. It is a transcript of the gene cnot3b, whose product is annotated as CCR4-NOT transcription complex, subunit 3b. Gene Ontology annotation, biological process: nuclear-transcribed mRNA poly(A) tail shortening; regulation of DNA-templated transcription; regulation of stem cell population maintenance. Gene Ontology annotation, cellular component: nucleus; CCR4-NOT core complex; P-body. Lineage: Eukaryota; Metazoa; Chordata; Actinopteri; Siluriformes; Ariidae. The transcript has 20 exons. The record is from RefSeq and is a predicted model, not a curated record. The coding region runs from base 203 to 3007 and encodes 934 amino acids.